Prosopis cineraria is the source of this 1914-nucleotide messenger RNA. Its product is annotated as F-box protein At5g07670-like. Gene Ontology annotation, biological process: SCF-dependent proteasomal ubiquitin-dependent protein catabolic process. NCBI's taxonomy places the organism in Eukaryota, Viridiplantae, Streptophyta, Magnoliopsida, Fabales, Fabaceae. Gene Ontology annotation, molecular function: protein binding. The record is from RefSeq and is a predicted model, not a curated record. Gene Ontology annotation, cellular component: SCF ubiquitin ligase complex. The transcript has 2 exons. Bases 124 to 1602 code for a protein of 492 amino acids.
GACAGAGGAAGUGAAAGAGUGAGAGAGAGAGAGAGAGAGAGAGAGAGAGAGGGAAGCUGCAGAUUUUUGGUAUGCGAAGCAGAGAGCAGCAACAACAAAACAGAGCACUUUGGGUAUGAAACGAUGUCGUUUCGAGGGGACGAUCAGAAUCCUGACCUGAACAAGAACCCUAGUCACGGCCCUAAUCCACCAUCGACGAAGAAGAGACCACCUAGCUGGUCCAACGUCUGGCUGAAGAACACCAAGCCUCUCAAGCAUAUGGUGGUGGCCAUGCAACUCCAGUCCCUUUCUCCUCCCGACGAUCCCAAAUCCAAAACCCUAAGUCCCAAUAUUUUCCCAAUGGACUCAACCCUUCUCUUGUCCGACGAGCUUCUCCUCAGAAUCUUUGCCAAGCUUCCCGAUUCGCAGAGGAAGUCCAUUUCUCUUGUCUGUAAACGGUGGUUGAAUUUACAGGGGCGGCUUGUACGGACCCUCAAAGUGCUCGACUGGAACUUCGUCUUGUCGGGUAGGUUGAUUCAUAGAUUCCCCAAUUUAAAUCAUGUUGAUUUGGUUCCUGGGUCGUUCAUUUCGCCGCGGAAUUCGGGUAUUUAUCUUAGUCACCGGCUUGUUUCGAUGCAUAUUGAUUCUGGAUUCUACCCCAAUUGGUGUUUCGGGGAGGAGAAAAAUCUGCUUCCUGUUGAUGUUAUUGAUAGCGGUCUGAAAGCUCUUGCUAGUGGAUGCCCCAAUUUGCGUAAACUGCAGGUUAUUGGUGUUAGUGAAGUGGGUUUAUUGAGUGUGGCUGAAGAGUGCUCGACGUUGCAAGAAUUGGAAUUGCUGAAAUGCGAUGACAAUGUGUUGCGGGGGAUUGCAGCAUGUGAGAAUCUACAGAUCUUGAAAUUGGUUGCAAAUGUUGAUGGGUUCUACAGCUCGGUGGUCUCUGACAUUGGAUUGACUAUUCUAGCUCAAGGUUGCAAGAGACUGGUCAAGCUUGAACUUAGUGGAUGUGAAGGGAGCUUUGAUGGGAUAAAAGCAAUAGGCCAAUGCUGUCAAAUGUUGGAGGAAUUGACUUUAUCAGAUCAUCGAAUGGAUGAUGGGUGGUUAGCAGCAAUUUCGUUUUGUGAGAACUUAAAGACUUUGAGGAUCCAAUCAUGUAAAUGGAUCGAUCUAAAUCCUGGACCUGAGGAGCAUCUGGGUUCUUGUUUUGCUCUUGAACGUUUGCAUUUGUACAAGUGCCAAUUACGGAACAAAAAUAGCAUGGGGGCUAUAUUUCCAGUAUGCAGGGCUGCGAAAGAGAUUAUCAUCCAGGAUUGCUGGGGAUUGGAUGAUAGUAUGUUCAGCUUUGCAAGCAUCUGCAGGUGGGUGAAGCUUUUAAGCUUAGAAGGAUGUUCAUUGCUAACAACAGAAGGUUUAGAGUCUGCAAUUCAAUCCUGGAAGGAUCUCCAAAGCCUUAGAGUAGUGUCCUGCAAGAACAUAAAGGAUAGUGAAAUCUCACCCUCUUUAGCAACCAUAUUCACCACACUUAAAGAAUUAAGAUGGAGUCCGGAUACCAAGUCUCUUCUUCCAUCAAGUCUUUUGGAGGUAAGCAUGGGAAAGAGAGGAGGUAAACUUUUCAGAAGAACUUGACGAUGCCUGAAAUUAGUCGAAGUGUAAUCAUAAUAAAAGAUGAUAGUAAUAAAGUAGGCCUCAGUCAUAGAAACAGAUUAUUGUUACUGACUCUUAGUGAGAGUUGUGCCAAUAUAACUUAGAUACCAACAGUUGAAGUAUGUUCUGAUUUCAUCCAUCAGACUGAGGAAGAAAUCUAGAGAUGUAAUUAUGUAAUAAAAUUUAGACAGUUCACUCUAAGUAGUAUAAGCCCCUGUUCAAUGUAAUUUUUUAUUGCCCAUUUAUUUUGCAAUUAAUGUACUCUAUUUUUUGAGGUAAACUCACAUUAUUCAA